UAUCACGGCGAUACGAAAAUACGCCUUUGUUCAGGAUGACAACGAUGUCCAAUAUCUUUUGGAUAAUAUGCCAAUAUCUAUGCACAAGGAUUUUGGUAAUACAGUACAUGGGGCUGGGGACACCGUAUUGGAGGAGGAUAAGAUGGAGGAUUUACUUUCAUACAUUUCCUUCGAGCCAAGCAUUUUGGACUUUAAAGAAAGACAACUUGGUAUUCCUCACCAAGAAACUGUGAUCAUGAUUAACAAGGAUCACAAUAAAACUAUACAUCUUUCAUCGAUAUCUGGAAAUACACGUCACUUCCAUUCAUCGUUUUUUCAAAACAAAGUAAUUCCACCAUUGGGAAACACAACAUUUAAUGUUAUCUUCCUUGGUCGAGAGGAAGGUGAUAUUGAUACACACCUUUUUAUACACACGUCAGAUGGAACGUUAAAGUAUCAGGUCAAAGGUGUAAGUGUGAGUAGUCCUUACAGACUCAGACCCGUAGUCGAUGUCAAGUUACCAUUAAACGCAUCUUUUACACCCCUUAUAUACAUGCACAAUCCACAUUCAGAAGCGUUACAAGUCAUGGAAGUAUAUAGCAGUGGUGGAGAAUUUCAAUUAGAAUUACCAUCAGGCGAGCCAGAAGGCACCCGUGAAUUAUGGGAAAUUCUACCCUAUCAAACGAAGCCUGUCAUCAGACUAACUUUUAACGCGUAUACGGAAAAAAAUCACACAGCAUAUAUUAGAUUUAAAGUCAAUAACACUGCUGAGAUCCUUGUAGUAGCAGUCGAAGUAGAAGUUAAAAGUGGAGCUGGUCUUCAUUGGGGUGGAAGUUCCGGAGUGAUUAACUUGGGGAUGGGUGGCUCAUUGCAGCCACCUAUUCGCCAUCCUAUUGCUUUAAAAAAUUCGGCGAAGAAAGCAAUCAAAGUUGUGAAUAUUAUAAAUACGCCGGUAUCAAAAGCGUUGAAGCUGCAGUUUGAAUCAGCAGUAAUUCCAGGAGAGACUGACGUACCGAUCACUAUCGGAAUGCUGGUUUACGAUUGGAAAACUGGUUUGGACUUGCAGCAUUUUAAAGGCAAGUUAAUAAUAAAAGCAAUAGGUCCGGGUGGCUCUAGUCAGAAAUUAGCAGUUCCGUGGAUAGCCCAAGUGUUGCAAGGCGGAUUAGAAGUGAACACGUCGAUCACUCAUUAUUGUUCUCCGCAAUCCAAUCAAGCUCGGAACUUCAGCGUGGUGAACAAAUUCAAAUUGCCACUAGCUAUCACAAACGUCACCAUGUGCUCUAACGCGAAAUCGCUUUUUACGAUAAAAGAUUUUACUCCUAAAGUAAUAAAGCCUGAGCAAAAAGUCAAUAUAUUUUCUUUACAACUUACCAAAGAGCGGAAGAGUGAUAACGUGAAAAUGGAAUCGUCGAUAUUGAUACACUCGAACGUGUCCGUGACCGAGGUCCCGGUGCUGAGCUACGACGGCAAAGUGAGAAAAAUCAUACCGGGCGAGAAGGAGGACGACAUGGGGAUAAUGAAUUUCGGCACGGUCGGAAGCGGAACCGAGAACGAGGCGAUUUUCGCGCUUGAAAAUCAAAACCCGGUCAACGUGGAGCUGCACAGCUGGGGCGUGAACAUGCCCGGCGCGGUUCUCGAACUGAUGGGGUGUCAGAACGGUCCCGCGGAUCUGUUGGACACGGAAUUUCGAAAUAUCACCGUGUGCAGCCCUUCUGGAAAUCAAUACAUAAAGCCGGAAUUCUUGGCGAUCUUUAAGAUCAAAGUGAAAACUCCCGUGGUCGAGGAAGACACAAUUGUCGGUGACGUUUUCGUGCGAACGACGUACGAACGAUUCACAUUGCCGGUGUACAUGCGAGUCGCGCACGGCAAGAUUUCCCUGAAGAAGCUCAUUUUCACCGAUUGUUUCCCCGGAUCGAUCUGCGUGCAACAGGUGAAGGUGCACUCCACGUUCUCGAGACCGAUGGAAGUGACGCGUGUAACGCCCUUGAAUAAGGACGACAGAAUAAAGUACAUUCCAUUGGAGGAAGCUACUGUGCCGGUCAUAUCUAAGGGCGAGAACAACAUCGGUUCGAUACAGAUUGACUCUUCGGCCACCUGCAAGGAACAUUGUUAUCUGGGUUUAUCAGUGGACACUAACAGCAGUCAGUGGUUGAACACGCUGAGCCUUCCGUCGCACACUCGCGACACCGACCUGAACCUGUUGAACACGCGAUACGCGCGCUUCGUCAACUCAACCGCGGGCAGCUCGUGGGAGAACAUCACGAUGCGUCUGGACACGAACGAAGUGCGCGGUCACCGUUUUCACGUAAACCUCAAACCGCACUGGCCGAGCUUGUUGAUCAGCUCGAACAGCAUUAAGAACAAGAGCGUUCUAAUGUUUCCGCUGACGCAGGUCGGAAAUACAUCAUACAAAGCGGUCAAACUGCACAAUCCGAGUGCGAGUCCACUGAUGGUUCAGCUGGUCAUGGACUGGAGUUAUCCCCAAGGAGUGCGUCUCUACGACUCUUUGCCAACAAAAUUCAAACCCGCGUGCGCGAAGUGUUCGUUCACGAUCCCGCAAGAAUUCAAACUGGAGGAAAACGCGAACGAGCGAGCGGUGUACGAAAAAGAGUGGGACGUGUCGAUAGCACCCCAAUCGUUUCCCUUAUAUUUAUAUCCUAUGAAAACAAGGACAAUUCGCAUAGCGUACACACCCUUGUCCGCUUCGAUAUCAUCUGGUUUUUUAUACAUUAGAAAUAAUUUGACUAUUUUAGAAGUGUUGCGUAUGAGCGGUCGAGGCGCGAACGCUCAAUUUAGAUUUGGCAAUCGGAAACCGGGCUCCGUCGCACCGCCCUUGCUGUUUGAAUUGACGGACAAGCAUCUUCAAGAAUGCGAAUAUCGCGCCAGACGCAACACGAUCCCCGUUCUCAGCGUGAAGCGGUCCUUCACGGCUAAGAAUACGGGGGAGCUGCCGAUCGAGGUUUACGGUUUCUACAUUAACAAUUGGCGGUGCGAGGGCUACGGCUUCAAGGUGCUCGAUUGCACGCCCUUCAAAUUGAAUCCGAACUCCACAAAGAGAAUCGACAUUGCGUUCACGCCGGACUUCACACUGUCGCGCGUAGAACGAAAGCUGCUGGUGUCGACGAGCGUAGGACCGGACAGCGGCGGCGGUGAUAAAUUCGAGAACGGCAUGCUCACGUUUAAUUUAUUGGCGACUCUGCCGCCGUACUGGUUGGACUCGUGCGCGUUGGUGCUCCUUAGGCCAGCGUGGGAACGCGUGGUGCAGUGGUCCGCCCUCUGCGUCUCGUCGAUAUUGGGAAUGUGCGUGGUCGCGGUCACGGUUCUCGAGGCGGACCGAAUACUGCGAAACGCAUUGACUACCUCGAAGGAGAGUCCGAUGCAACCGCCGCUCGAUCUGAGACUGUUGUCGCACAGCUCGACGCACGGCGGCGCGACGCAAAUCGUCGGCGACGCCGCCAACAACAAGCACGAGAAGAUCUCCGACGAGAGGGGCAAGUCGAGGAAGGAGGAAACGUAUCCGGACUGGGCGUUGAUGAACGUGAAGAAGAUCAAAGACAAAGACGUGCAAAAGGGACUAAAGAUCCCGGACUGGACCGCCGAGGAAGAACGCAGAUUCAAGCUGGACACCGAAUCGAAGGACUUGCUGUCGUACAAAAGGUGCGAGGAGUCGUCAGUUACGGAUAACGCGAGCGCGACGAACAAUACGUACGGGUCGAAGAGAAAGAACAAGAGACAACACAACAACGUUCAAGAGACCCAGUCGGACAAUUGCGAAGCAAACGAUACAACUCAGUUGAUUCAAGAGAAAAAGUGUAUUGUCAACGCGGUCGCAAAAUCGAGUCCGACACUGAACAGAAAAGGAAAAACACAAUCCGUGCAGUCGAGCGUUAAAGAAGAAACUAAGUUCGAUCAAGAAGUUGCGAUGGAUACCGGGAUAAUCGGCAACAAUCGAGCCGCCAAGUCAGACAACAAGCGAAAUAAACAGACGAACGGUGGCGGAAACAGCAAUAGCAAUCACAAUAAUCAUCACGAUUCGUUGAAGAAACUAGAAUCCGCGAGUUCUCAAAAGAUCGUUCAACUCUCGGAAGAAGAGACUUCGUCCACAACAACCGAGAGUUCAACUCACGACGAUGCGAUGUGUAAGGGUUUCGACCAGUCGUGCGGGAAGCAAGAGAAGCUCCAAAGGAAGCCAAUCUCAAAGAAGAACAAACCUCAGUCUAUUCCAACUGUGCCAUGCAUAGAUUAUAAGGACAAUUACGAAGGUGACUGUGAUGAUGACGAAUACGAUAAGGAGAAGCAGGAUAAUCCAAACAGAUGGAAGACGAGCAUCAGCAAGUCCACCACGAAGCAUACCUCACGUACCAUCGAGUCGUCUCUUAAGUUACCGCGUCAAAAUAAAAAUCCACCGCGAAAAGAGAAAACGGUGCAGAAGCGUCGAGUUUUCGCCGACAAGAUGCACGUCAAGCCUCCUUCAGUAAACGAGAACGUAAGUCAAAAAGAGGACGUAAUGCGCACCAUGGAAACGAUUCCGCCUCCGUUGCCGCCUCCUCCGCCCUCUCGUUGGAACGAGAACAGAGCUAAAUUCAGCGACGUGGUGGCCCGAAGUCAGGAAAUCGUCUCCCCCUAUUCCCCCGGUUCUAAUCACGUCAAUCACAUGAACCACAAGAGUCAGAAAAUCACGUCGAACUUGUCCUCGAUGUUCAACACGGACGUCAAAGACAUGCAGCAGUACGCCAAACCGGCGCAUCUGGCGCAAGAAGUGUCGACGCAAACGUCCAAGGAGUACAACAACAGUCUGAUGUCAAAACCGGGUCCCAUGUCGAUCGCGUCUUCGGAUAGAGACAAGACGCACGAUCUGAACUCUCUGAUUCUGCAGUCGGACUCGCAGCAUUCGAACAGUUAUUUCGUCAACACCUUCACGGAACAUCCUCAGUUCGAGCGCGAGCUGGUGCCGUACGACGAUCUUCCAGAGACCGACGAGCGGAAUUUGGUGGAACUGGAAACGCCCGAGGAAGACACGCGGUGCCAAUUGUGGGAGGAUACUAGUCCUAUAAUCAAUUUACUGUCAGACAGUUCGAGCGGCAUUCACUCGGACUCGUCGAAAACCUCAGACAGAUCUAUUAUAUCCGACUUAAAAGAUAAUUGGACAGACGACACAAAUUGGGAACCGUUGUACACCAGAGCGGCUGUGGGAGAAGAACGCAGCGGAGUGUGGGGAAUCAACACCGGGGGUGUAUGGGCCGCGGCUCCCUGGGGCGCAGCCGCACCGCCCAUGUCGCAAACGUUACAGUCCGAAUCGGCUAUGCAAGAGAGAUCUGGAUUCGACCCGUUUCGUUCGCUCAGCACAAUAUGGACUCCGUCGUCGACGGAAUCGUGGAAGCGUGAAGAGUAAUGAUUGGGAAUUUCGAUUUUUACCUUUGUGAUAUACAUGGAUGUUUGUUUGAUUUUUUUCUUUUUUUUGGCAAAAAUCGAAAAGUAACGACGGUCCUCUAACGGGAUGGCAAUGCAGUUGCCGCCCACCCCCCACUGGGAUCGAUUAAAGUUUUUUGAUGAGGAACGGAAAUUGUUACGCAGUUUUUUUUUUUUUUUUCGUUGUUUCGACUAUACGCUGUGCGUACUUUGUGAUAUAAUUGUUACUAUUGCGUUGUACGACAGUAACACCGACCGAACAGUCUUUCGAAACGAGUUAUUUUCGUACAAUUUCUUACAACUAAAUCUAGAUGUUAUGCUUUUUAUUUUCUAUUUCGUUAUUUAAAAAAAAAACACAUACGAUAACUUUGGAUUAUCGUAGAUAUUUUUUGCAGGAUAAUCGCAGA
Messenger RNA from Pseudomyrmex gracilis, 5795 nucleotides. RefSeq names its product transmembrane protein 131 (gene Tmem131). The record is from RefSeq and is a predicted model, not a curated record. The transcript has 23 exons. Lineage: Eukaryota; Metazoa; Arthropoda; Insecta; Hymenoptera; Formicidae. The coding region runs from base 68 to 5371 and encodes 1767 amino acids. Gene Ontology annotation, cellular component: membrane.